CACGAUUUUAACCAUGAUUAAUCACAAGCUAUGGGAAGAAUGUUGCUACAAAGCUACGGAACCGUUAAAACACUAUCCGAAAAACGGUCGACUCCUCGGGAAGCAACUUAAAAGUUGUGGCAUGUUGCGCUUUCAGUCGUUUGGCGGGCCCAGAGUCAACGCGAGCGCAAAAAUGCCUAAUCCACGCGUCAACCAACCGUUUUGAGGCUAGAAGUGGUUUUGGGUUUUGCUCCGCCACUUGAACUUGUCAUCAGUUGGAACGGUGCCCAGAGUUGGGUGUUUGUACUAGACCGCCGGACGGAUACAGAGAGCGUGUAGCGAGCCCAAACCUGGUGCCGUGUGGCGAAAUGCAUUUUUGGAUUGACAAACGAUCGCAAGCGUGUGGUUUCGGCAGAGCCCGAGUGGCAGCAUCCUUGUCCGGUGGCGGUGGUCUGGGUUUUGGCCAUCCGCGCCGAGUGCCCCGCAAAUCAAUGGUCACCCCAAUACAUCGGUUUCAAACGGUCGACUGUACCCGGCCCCAUUUCUACCGCCACCAGCAGCAGUCGCAAUCUCAAGCGAACUCGAGUGCAGCGGCGACUCACAACAACUCGUCUACAUCAAGUCAGCAGCAUCAACAUCAGUCACAGUCACAUCAUCAGCAGUAUCAUCACAAUUCGCAUCACAACCAAAACCACCAUCAACAACCGGUACCGCCGGUUGCAGCACAGUCGGCCAAUCAACAGGUGCACCAGGUCCAGUUGCACAGCAGCGGCCAUUACAAUGCCCACAGCCCCAGUAUACUUCCUGCGCCAACGCCUUAUCCGCAAACCAGCCCAAACCUGCAGUCGAAUGCAUCUCCGAGCAACAACGCACAUAACUACCACGUACCUGUGUCGAUGAACCACAUCUACAGUGCAUCGGCGCAAACUUCUGGAGCUGAGAUUGAACAGGGUGGCAGCAACUUGGGAAUCGCUGCCAUCGCACAGCACGCACAGCCCCAAAUUGGUCAAGACGCUCAGCUGUUACCUGCGCACCUGAAGUGUGGUAUGUGGGCAUCGUUGGCGCUAGCGACAGUGUUCGUAGCUGGUGCCAAGUUUUAUUUCGACCACCAGGGCACCGGAUUGGAGGUCCUCAUUUUCUGCGCCUUUUCUGCAACCUUCUUCCUGGCGGCAUGCACGGUAUCGCUUUGGAGGCGUCCACGGGAAUUACAGAUUCCAGGCAACAAUGUGAUAUCGGAGACGAUCUCCAAUGCGGAGCAAAGCUCCCUGCAGAACAACCCUGAGCUGAUGAGCAGUAAUCCGUCGCCGCUGCUAAAUGGGAGCGUCGGUGGUGGCAUUUCUGGAGGACUAAACGUUGGAGGUCAUCAGCACGCUUCCCUGGCGAGCAUAGUUGCACCACCGCCUCCGUACCAUAUAGCGAUACUGCUGCCAGAAACAUCAAAGGACAUGGAUGAAACGCCACCACCAUCGUAUGAUAAAAUAGUGAUAUAAUCAUGACCGAUAACAGUACUACGACGAAAGGCAUCUAUGAUUAGCUAUCGAUCUGGCAGUCCAACAACGGGCCGAAACGGUCAGGAACAUGCGGGAUGCCGGUCGCGGGGAGAAGAUAAGAGAAAUUCCGAGAGAGAACUCCAAUGUAUUGAUGCACAGCAUACGAGGCAAGGCGGAUCGAGUAUUAGAGGAAGAACACGGUACAGGUGGUACGUACGGUAGUACAUCAAAGAGGGAGUAUCACCAAGUGGACUGUUUUUCCGAUUCUUCGUUCAACAGAAAGAACGGUACCCAUUGAAAAUGGCCGGAUUGUAGAAUUCGAUUAAUAGAUAGUGCUCAAACUCGUCAGGACGUUAGGAAAGAAGAUACGCCUUUCAAAGAUUAUAGUAAUCACAGAAAAAACUAAUAGAAACAUUCGUGUAAUACAAUGAUGCGUUCUCGAAGUAAUGUAAAACAAAGUAAAUUGCACGUCGAACGUGCGCACUAGUGAUAAGGGAUUAUGGUAGAGGGCCGUAUUUCUUUAAAUCUUCAUGACUAUUGUGACGAUUCUUCAAGGAUCGCGAGAACAAAGUGUUGCGCUUAUUUGCCUGGCUAUGGA
Molecule: messenger RNA, 2067 nt
Organism: Anopheles cruzii
Lineage: Eukaryota; Metazoa; Arthropoda; Insecta; Diptera; Culicidae
Exons: 5
Coding region: 348-1469 (373 amino acids)
Source: RefSeq, a predicted model, not a curated record